AAGAGUAGUGAAUCUGCCCCAACCACUCUUAUUUAAAUCUUUCUGGAAAUUAUUUUAUUUGAUUUGAAUAUAAUCAUAUGAUACCAUUUCGACUUCUACCUGAGCUGAUUGAAGAUACCAAAAAUGGGUUGCUCCGGUUCGUCACUAAAUAAGCGAGACCGAACUACGAAGAAGUUAAGAAAGCCGAAGCCAUGGGAGUUCCCACGGCCCGUUACGUGGAGUCAGUUGGUUCAGAUGCGUGAUGAGUUUUGGGAUUCGGCUCCUCACCAUGGUGGCAAGAAAGAAAUAUGGGAUGCAAUACAUGCAGCAGCUGAAGAAGCUGAUAUAGAGCUUGCUCAAACAAUUUUGGACAGUGCAGGGGUCAUUGUUCACAAGCCUGAUAUGACAGUUUGUUAUGAUGAAACAGGUACCAAAUAUAAAAUACCAAGAUAUGUAUUGAGUGAGCCAACAAACUUGAUACAGCUAAGUUGAAAGAACAAGAAGCACAAAGCUUAUAUAGCCUAGUUUAUUGUUAGAGUAAACUUCCAAAAUGGUCCAUGAGGUUUAGUCACUUUUAUCACUUUAGUCCAAAACUCAAACCUUUUGAAUCUGGGUCCAUAUGGUUUCAAUUUUAUUGUCAUUUUCAUCCAAAAGCAAAAUCUGGUCAGAUUUUUCAAUUAACAUCCAAUUUUUUUUUGUGCUUUUCCUCCCUUUUAAUGAAGGGCAAAAUUGUCAGAUUUUUUUAGUUUGUUAUAAUAAAACGUUAAAAUACUAUUUUUCCCUUCAUUAUUAAAAGGGAGAAAAAAGACAAAAAAACUGGAUGUUAACUAAAAAUCUGACCAGAUUUUGAUUUUGGAUGAAAAUAGCAACAAAAUUGAAACCUUAGGGACCCAGAUUCAAAAGGUUUGAGUUUUGGACUAAAGUGGCAAAAGUGACCAAACCUCAGGGACCAUUUUGGCAUUUACUCUUAUUGUUAUAUUAGUUUGUUUCAACUAGUUUUUUCAAGCCUGGUUCACUUUUUAAUUGAAGUUUUUCAGGCUUCUGAUUAGUUUUUAGGGAUAUUUUUGUGAUGAUUUCAAAGAAUUCUAUGGAAAAUAAUAAUAUAAACUUGGAUUAAGUUUGUUUGGUUU
Helianthus annuus (common sunflower) is the source of this 1109-nucleotide messenger RNA. RefSeq names its product ubiquitin domain-containing protein 1. The record is from RefSeq and is a predicted model, not a curated record. NCBI's taxonomy places the organism in Eukaryota, Viridiplantae, Streptophyta, Magnoliopsida, Asterales, Asteraceae. Bases 124 to 471 code for a protein of 115 amino acids. The transcript has 4 exons.